UUCUCAUUCUAUGAUCAUAAUCAAACGAAUGACGCCAUGGAUUCGCAUAAGGAAGAGGUGGUACCAAUAAGGCUGCAUUCCGCGGUGGAAUAUCUGCUACGCUGCAACUCCGAUCAGCUCCACUCAAUCGCUCUCUCUCCUGACCCUAAACUCCACUACCCUCUCUUCGUUGAUUAUGCAGAGCUGAUGGAUGCCGAUCCUCCUCUAGCCCGCCUCGUCUUCGCCAACCCAACAGACUACUUGAGAUUCUUUGACGAAGCCGCCAUUUUGGCUCACAAAAGAGUACUGAAGGGCAUGGCAUCACAUGAGAAAGGGGUUGAAAAGAAAUUCAUUCAUGUUCGAUUCAAUGUCAGCGGUUCCCCUCUUGAAUGUCCUGAGACUUUUCCUAGUAUUGGGCGUGUGAGAGUGAAACACCGAGGAAUUCUUCUUACGCUCAAGGGGACUGUAAUUCGGUCCGGAGCAGUGAAGAUGUAUGAGGGGCAGAGGACAUAUCAGUGCAAGAAAUGCAAGCACAUGUUUCCUCUUUAUCCUGAGCUUGAAACAAGAAACUCGAUAACACUUCCAUCAAUCUGCCCUUCUCAGAGGUCCAAUCCUUGCGAAGGCACUAAAUUCCAGUGCGUAGAAAAUACUACAGUCUGUCAUGAUUAUCAGGAAAUUAAAAUUCAAGAAAGCACACAGGUGUUGGGCGUUGGUGUGAUUCCUCGUUCAAUUCUAGUCAUUCUUCAGGACGAUCUUGUUGACAUUGUUAAAGCUGGAGAUGAUGUAAUUGUUACUGGGAUCUUGACUGCUAAGUGGUCUCCUGAUUUAAAAGAUGUGCGCUGUGACCUUGAUCCUAUAUUAAUUGCCAACCAUGUGAGGAGAACUAAUGAGCUGAAAUCAGACAUUGAUAUUCCUGAUGAUUUUACUAUGAAAUUCACGCAAUUCUGGUCAGACUUUAGACACACUCCAUUGAAAGGGAGAAAUGCUAUUCUACGAGGAAUUUGCCCCCAAGUUUUUGGGCUCUUCACCGUAAAACUGGCAGUUGCACUAACACUGAUUGGAGGCGUUCAACAUGUUGAUGCUUCUGGGACAAAGAUUCGAGGAGAGUCUCACUUGCUUCUGGUUGGCGACCCGGGUACUGGAAAGUCUCAGUUCUUGAAAUUUGCGGCAAAAUUAAGUAACCGAUCUGUCAUCACUACUGGCUUGGGAAGCACUAGUGCUGGACUGACUGUUACUGCAGUCAAGGAUGGUGGGGAGUGGAUGUUAGAAGCUGGGGCCCUUGUUUUAGCAGAUGGAGGGCUUUGUUGUAUUGAUGAAUUCGAUAGUAUGAGAGAGCAUGACAGGGCAACCAUACAUGAAGCAAUGGAGCAGCAGACUAUAAGUGUUGCGAAGGCUGGCCUUGUUACGACUCUUAGUACUAGGACAAUUGUCUUUGGUGCAACAAAUCCCAAAGGACACUAUGAUCCUGAUCAACCUCUCUCUGUCAAUACGGCACUCUCUGGUCCUUUACUAAGCAGAUUUGAUAUUGUCCUAGUCCUCUUGGAUACAAAAAACCCUGAAUGGGAUGCAGUUGUAUCAUCGCAUAUUCUAGCUGAGGGAGAAUCUGAAGCAGGCAAGAGGGAUGAAGAUCUAUCAAAUAUCUGGCCGCUUCCCAUCCUUCGGAGGUAUAUUCACUAUGUAAAAAAGCACUUUAAACCAGUGCUCACAAAAGAGGCUGAAAAGGUUAUCUCAAGCUAUUAUCAACUCCAAAGGAGAUCAGGAACACAUAAUGCAGCAAGAACAACGGUGCGCAUGCUUGAAAGCUUGAUACGCCUGGCUCAAGCACAUGCAAGGCUUAUGUUCAGAAAUGAGGUCACAAGAUUAGAUGCCAUAACAGCCAUUUUAUGCAUUGAAUCGUCCAUGACUAUCUCAGCCAUUGUAGACAGCAUAGGGAAUGCCCUGCACUCCAAUUUCACUGAGAACCCUGAUCAGGAAUAUGCCAAGCAAGAAAGGUUAAUUCUUGAAAAGUUGAGUUCAGUUGAUGAGAUCCAAGAAUCAAAUGGCUCGGAAGGUUUGUGAUGAUGAAAACAAGCAGGAAAACAGAAGCUCUUUUGAGGUUUCAGCUAACAGCCAUAACCGUUCACUAUAGAAAUUUUAUUAUUUUGCUUUUUGAUAGGACAGGUAAAUGCUAUUUAUAUUUAAUGCAAUCAGCCUUAAGUAGAUGUUCUGAAAGUUUAGAGGACAGAACUUUUGAAGGGGGCUUUAUUUGAAAAGCCUUGUUGAUGGUGAUCUGAUGGGAUAUCGGGAGUAUUUGUCUGUAAAUUUAGAAGGAUUUGUUUGUAAUUAUCAAACACUUGUAGCAUCUUUUUAUGCCUUUGGAGGCUUGAAGCCCAUGCUUGUCCCGCUUUAUUCUAAUGCAGGGAUACGGAUAUGGGAGACCUUUUAAAUAUAUUUUUCUCUUUUUUCUUUCUUGGAUGAUGAGGCAUUUUCUUCUGUACUAUUGUGCAAGAAUAUGGACGCUAUUGUACCUCCAACUAUUUUAC
This is a messenger RNA of Theobroma cacao (cacao), 2501 nucleotides long. RefSeq names its product minichromosome maintenance 9 (gene MCM9). Gene Ontology annotation, cellular component: MCM complex; nucleus. Gene Ontology annotation, biological process: double-strand break repair via homologous recombination. Gene Ontology annotation, molecular function: single-stranded DNA helicase activity; single-stranded DNA binding; ATP hydrolysis activity. The record is from RefSeq and is a predicted model, not a curated record. Lineage: Eukaryota; Viridiplantae; Streptophyta; Magnoliopsida; Malvales; Malvaceae.